Molecule: messenger RNA, 2766 nt
Organism: Oreochromis aureus
Lineage: Eukaryota; Metazoa; Chordata; Actinopteri; Cichliformes; Cichlidae
Gene: nmnat2
Product: nicotinamide nucleotide adenylyltransferase 2
Exons: 12
Coding region: 107-1030 (307 amino acids)
Biological process (GO): NAD+ biosynthetic process
Cellular component (GO): Golgi apparatus
Molecular function (GO): nicotinamide-nucleotide adenylyltransferase activity; nicotinate-nucleotide adenylyltransferase activity
Source: RefSeq, a predicted model, not a curated record
GCGGCUGCUCCUCUAUAGGCGAGCUCCACAGAACGCGACAGGACCGGGACCAAGACCGGGACCGGGACGGACCGGCGACCAGGACUAAAGACGAGCGAGGAGAACCAUGACGGAGAGCACGAAGACCCACGUCAUCCUGCUGUCCUGCGGCAGCUUCAACCCCAUCACCAAAGGACACAUCCAUAUGUUCGAAAAAGCCAGAGAAUAUCUGCACAAAACGGGACGCUUCAUUGUGAUCGGAGGAAUCAUUUCACCGGUGCACGACUCCUACGGGAAAGCUGGUCUCGUGUCCAGCAGACAUCGCCUCACCAUGUGUCAGCUGGCCGUGCAGAGCUCUGACUGGAUCAGGGUGGACCCCUGGGAGUGUUACCAGGACACCUGGCAGACCACCUGCAGCGUGCUGGAGCAUCACCGCGACCUGAUGAAGAGAGUCACCGGCUGUAUCCUGUCCAACGUCAACACGCCAUCAACCACUCCUGUGAUUGGUCAGCCACAGAACCAGACCACGCCCAUCUACCAGAACCACAACAACAUGAACCACACGCCCACGGCCAUCAAGCUGUGGGGGAAGAUCAGCGAGAGUUUGGGCAAAAUCUGCUGCGUACGCCCGCACAUCGAACGCUUCACCUUCGUUGAUGAAAACGCCAACCUGGGGACUGCGAUGAGGUACGAGGAGAUCGAGUUGCGCAUCUUGCUCCUGUGUGGCAGUGAUCUCCUGGAGUCCUUCUGCAUCCCUGGCCUGUGGAAGGACAGUGAUAUGGAGGUGAUUGUGGGAGAUUUCGGGAUCGUGGUGGUUCCUCGUGACGGCGCCGACACAGAGAGGAUCAUUAAUCACUCCUCCGUUCUGCGCAAGUUCAAGGACAACAUCAUCGUGGUGAAGGACGUAAUAAGCCACCCGAUGGCCAUCGUCAGCUCCACCAAGAGCAGACUGGCGCUGCAGCAUGGUGACGGCCAUGUUGUGGACUACCUGAGUCAGCCCGUCAUCGACUACAUCCUGCAGAGUCAGCUGUACAUCAACGCCUCGGGAUAGAGACGACAACAUCCUGCCCGCAGUAAAACAGGGAAACUGGAGGAGGAGGAGGAGGGGGAGGAGGGUCCUACCUACAACCAUCAUCUAUUUAAAACACGACCCCUCCUCCUCCUCAAUCUAAAACUUGUCUGUCUUCUGUGUCAAACAUAUACUCUUCUUUGAGCUGUUGCUUUCCAACAGGAGCGUUAGUGUUCCUCCUUCUGUCUGUGUCAUGUGACUUUACAUCAGGGGAGGGGGAGGGGGGUAUUUUGGGAGGUCUUGGGGACGAUGCACAGAGGUAACUCCUCAGGGCUGUGGCGGCGACGGCGGUGUUUUCUCUUUCUCGUUCUUUACUAAGGUCUGCGAAUGCAUGACACAGCCGGGCAUGCUCAGUGUGCGCAGGAUCGUGCUGGACUGGGCUUCAUGCAAGAACCAUUCAUGAGCUCACGAUGCAGGCUCGGCUUACACAUCCACAGAUAAUUAGACCCAAUCUGACAUACGGUCCACUGGAAGAGACAGACGGCUGCAGCAGAGCAGGAUGAUCCCCAUGAAUUCGUUUGAGCCGUUAAAGAUUUCGGCACAAUUAACCCCGUCACCAAACACCUGAUGUUCCACCAGGUUCCACCUUUAACUUGUUCCACAUUUCAACCAAGAAGCGCCUCCAGUUGAUAGAAGAUGACAGAGACCUGCAGCAGUAAGAUCAGAGCCUCCCUGAAUCUAGACUCCUUAUUUCCUCAGACCACAUGGACCAGUCAAAACCUCUAGGCUGGAUCAGUGCAUGGGUCACUCAUGUUGCAGUACCAUGUAACGGCCACUAGUUGCUGACUCCAGUUCAAAAACUUCUUGGUGGAAGACCUAAAUGUGUCAUGAUGGCGUGCAGGCAUUUCAAGGUUUUUAUGAAGUCUCGCCACCACCUCCGGCUUUAAGCUGCUUUUCUCCACACACACCAGGAAUACUUUAAGGGCCCAGAGCACAGGUUCAGUCUGGGCACGGUCUGUGGCGUUCUUGCAUGAGGCCCGUCGUUUCCUGCAGCUCUUCUGCAAAAAUCUAACACUGCGACGCUGCUGUCACAGAAUCCAGCUCUCAAAUCUUCCACAUGUAGACGCGCUGGGAACCAGAGCUCGGCACAUACUGCGGGUAACCAUCAGGCUGUAGCAAAGCUUAAGCUCUGCAGUGUGAUGAAGAUGAUGGCGUCUGUAAAGAUGAUGUCCUCGGCGGCAGCAGUGUUUAGCAUCGUUCCUCCUCGUUUGCUCCUGUUCUUAGACUGCAUGCUUAGACAGUUUGGUUCUGGCAUGAGUGUUUAUCACUUGGUAGAUUAUAAUCUGUUGUGAACGUGUUUGCAAAAAAAGAAGUUUUAAAAAAAAGAUCAAAUAUCUAUAUGAAAAAAAUAAAACAUCGCUGCAGCGGGAAUCAUCGUCUCCCUCGUCCGGCCAUUUUCUAUUCACUCUGUACAGAAGGCAUCCCCGGGAAAUGUACGAUUUCUACACGUGGUCAGGUGUGUGUGUGUGUGUGUGUGCGUGCGUGCGUGCGUGUGUGUGUGUGUGUGUGUGUGUGUGUGUGUGUGUGUGUGUGUGUGUGUGUGUGAUUUAUGAGCACAGAUGUGUGUUUACAGAUCAGGACAGGUUUAAUUACAGUCAUCAGUAGGGAUGGGUACCGGUGUCCGGUGCCAUGAUGGCACCGGUGCUGACAUAAACGGUAGUAACCAGACCGAAAAGCAGCGCACAUUUCGGUGCUUUAUUUCGGUGCUUUUUUUUCCC